Siniperca chuatsi (mandarin fish) is the source of this 6211-nucleotide messenger RNA. RefSeq lists its product as uncharacterized. The record is from RefSeq and is a predicted model, not a curated record. The transcript has 8 exons. Bases 544 to 1170 code for a protein of 208 amino acids. NCBI's taxonomy places the organism in Eukaryota, Metazoa, Chordata, Actinopteri, Centrarchiformes, Sinipercidae.
CUUUUCUGACUGUGAUGAACUGAAUUUGUGGUUUGAUCUCUGCACUCUUUUGGGUACCACUUUAUUUUGGAUGUCUAUAAUUUCUUACUGAUUUCCUGGUAAUUAUCAAGAAGUUGAUACUAAUUAUAGGGAAAACAAAGACACACUUCCAAUUAAUUACAAUUAAAUGCUAAUACCUAAGUCUUUUAAUCUGUUUUUUAACAGUAGGUUAGUUAAACAUGAAAAAAUUUGAAAGUUGUCUACAGGCAGUUAUAAAAUUCAAUAUAUGAGGAGAAUAAAUUUGUCAGUGAUUAAUAAAAUAAUUAAUUUUGCCUAUAAUUAACACCAAAUUACAUACUCUUUUCCAGGUAAGAAAACUAUUAGGAAUUUAUGGACCCGUAAAUAAUGCUGUAAUGUAUUUUGCCUAGCUGUCUCUUCGCCAGUCUCUGCUUUGCCUUGGCAGCUGUUUCAAAACACAUCUCGUUAUGCCACUCACAAAUCAGUUCUUGGAAGAAACAGAUUUAUGGACUAUAUUCAUCUACAAUCCACUGACAAAUAGACAAGAUGUGGCGACAAAACAGCUGGGACGAGCUAUGCAAACAUGCAGGCCAGCACACAAACAUUUGUAAAAAGUCUCCACCGUUUAUCUACCGGGCUCUUCCACUCUACCGACGCCAGAUCGUCCCCGUACAUGUGUACGCGCACCUCGUAACGGCCUCAACGUCAAACUCACGCUCUGCCAGUGAUCACCGCCUCAGUCUGCCUUUGGAUCUUCUGGACAUCGGUACCACACAAAUCGCCACGAUACCCUCGCCAUCCGGCCAACCUUGCCUCCAGAGCCAGCCGCCUACCCAAACGAAACGCCAGGCUUCACUGGUCCCCUGCCUGGCCGGUCCAGCCCUUCCCACUACGCUCGCCAGACCAGAACCAGUGCACCCCGUCUCCGACCCGGUGCCAAAAUUAACACUGGAGAGCAGGGUGCCUGCAGCAGAACUGAUUAGUGGCUCACAACAGAUGUUUCCUGUGAGUGGACAGUGGGACUGCCCUCACUCUGCUAGUGAUAAGUACCCUUUAUUAAUCGGCCAAGAAGGCACUGCAGCAGCUCACCCAGAACAGGGAAACCGGUGCCCUCUCCUGGAACCAGAUCUGGGAGAGAAGCUCGCUGGCGAGAGACUGGUGGCCGGGCCUUGACCCAUGGGGCUCGGCCGGGCACAUCUGAAAGAACUACAUGGAGCCGCCGCCCUGUGGGCCCAUCAUCCACAGGGAUAGGCAUUGGGGUCGGGUGCAGUGUAAGCCAGGCAGCAGGCAAAGGCGGGGACUUAGUCAUGCUAACCCCCAGCAUCGCAGACUAGUUCUAGGGAUGUGGAACGUCAACUCUCUGGUGGGGAAGGAACCAGAGCUGGUGAGGGAGGUGGAGUGGUAGCAACUAGAUAUAGUUGGGCUCACCUCUACACACAGUGCUGGGUCUGGAACCAAACUCCUGGAGAGGGGCUGGACUCUCCUUUUUCGGAGUUGUUGUCUGACAACAGUGAAUACAGUACUGAAGUGAUUUAUCCGACCUGGACUCUGACGACAGGGAAUGACGAAGACACAGCGUGUUCAGGCAGGGACAGGAGAGGCUUGAAGUGGGAGAGGAGCGAGUUUGUAGUGAGUUAAUUUCUCUUCAAGACUGCCCAAUCAACAGUAGAUCUGCUGAUAUUCAACAAGUCUGAAAGAAAGAAGUCUGCUAAAAGGAGAUCUGUGCUAUUUUUGAGAUCUAACAAGGUUAGAAAAGAAGAAUCCCUGUAUCUUACGCACGAGUCACGUGGUGCAGAGAAGGAGAAAUAGAGAGAGACGGAGAGACAGAGCAAAAGAGACUCAAAGACUGAUGCAUGGAACUCAAGCGAGUUUCAUUUGGAACUGAUCACCACUGAGAACCCCAGAGAAAUGGCACUGCUUCUCCUCCCCUCUUCCCUCCAGAGCAACGCCUGCUCAGCAAAAACUCAGGUGAAACAACAGAUACUUUUCUGUGACAUUGGGGUUUGUUGCUUUAGCUUAAUAUGAACAAUUAGAAAACUUAGAUAAAAAUUAGGACCUUUCAUCAACAUAGAUAUUAUUAGUAUAUAUGUAAUUACUUCAGGUGAUUAAUAUUUCCUAAUAAUGAUCUCCCUUGACUUUCCAAAAUAAUUAUUCACUGCUUCCUCUGUGUCAAAUGGUCAUUCAUUCACUUAUUAAUUAUUCAUUGCUGUGUUCAUAUUCAUUCGAGGUUGCAUUUAUCUGUUAAUUUGUGUGUCUAGUUGUAUAGUUGUUUGUGUAGUCUAGUAGUUAUUGUCCUGUGUGUGUAGUUAGUAGUUAAAUAAACAUUUAUAAAAUGUUAGUUCUGGUCACUGUCCUGAGACAAGAACUCUGUAGCAAGUUAUUCAGGAUCUGUGGGGUUAUGUUAUUAAUAUAAUUUAUGACAUUUUCAGAGGUAAGUUAACAUUUCCUAACUACCUAUUCAGUAACAGAGCUAGAUGAUGAUAACAAUGCAGAGAAAAAAAUACAGUAGUGUUCUGAGAUUGCCAAGUCAUUUACAGAGGAUAGAUCCAACGUGUGACCGCCAUUAAGAGUGGGCCCUUAACAUGUUGGAUAAAAUCCAUAGAGCUCAACACAUUUAGGAACUCAUCAGCUUUAGAGUAGGCCGCAUUAUUCACAUGUAGCUUAAAAUCAUCUAUGACCAUAAUGUUGUCAUAAUUGGUACUGGCAAUAGGGAGAGAUCAAAUAAUUUUUUAAGCACUGGGGAGGGACUUAUGUUUUUUUUAUUAAAUUUGGUAUCUCCCACCCCUACCUUAACCUCAUUGGACCUCACGCCCCACCUUAACCGCCCAUUAGACGCAAUGCAUGCAUGACAAUAGUGAAUCCUGUAUCUGUGAUGUAAGAUUUAUCAGGAUUUUCGUUGUUUACAGGUAGCUUUCUGUUUCUUUUUGACCCCCCCCCCCCUUCCUGUAAUAUUAAGUUUAUAUGAAAUAUGAAACAUGAAUAUACAUUUACAGCAUGGUGUGACUCCUGUUCAGACUCUCCUGAAUAGUGGGCUAUCUUGCUUGGGUCAUUUCUGGCCCAAGUAAGACAUUUGGAGCAUUGGCCGCCAUGCCAAUUGAUAUUAUUAUGGCCGCUGCUUCCACUGUUGUGUAUGCUACGGUUUAUUUGGGAAACGGUUAUUAAUAUGCACAUGUUGCUAAUGUUGGCUGUGUGCUUGCUGUGUGUGUGUGUGUGAUGUGUAGGCUUAUUAACUUUUGUUGGUUUUGUGUGAUAUGAGGGGCUGUCAUGCACCCAUAUAUUCAUAUUCUGCUCAAGUGCGCGUGUGUGAUGAUGCAAUUAUUUGUAAUGAAAAUGCAUUUUGAAAUUAGCUGUUUUGGUGAUAACUCUUCACUUCCUUCCAUGCUGUUUGCUUGUUGCAUUGGCUGGACUAAGUUAGCGUCUUAUGUUUGUUGGUAAGUUGGGCUGGUAGUUUUCUUUUUUCCCGACGAGGGAAGGGGGGUCAGAGGGCCCAGGUUUAAGAGUCACGAUUCGCUAUUAAACGUAAUGGUUGGAAAACGUCAGCCUUUGCUUUUUAUUUUCUCCAAUACUACCUACCUUUGGUGUGAAUAUAAUAAAAUAUGGUUAUUUAUGGUGGAGGGAGGGUGAUGCAUUUUCCCCCAGUCACUCAGGGAGGCUCAAGGAAUGUGAGUGGGGGCAGUGGACUGGAGAUGACGCACUGCUUCCCGCCACAAGGUGCACAAACUCUUCUUUGAGAAUCUCUGAUUGUUGGGUUUUUAAGUCGUUAAUGUCCGACGUGGACAAUGACUGCAGAGGCAGAGUUGUGAGUUUGAGUCAGCUGCAGAGCGAUGGGUGUGAUGUCCUUUAUGCAGGCACCUGGAUAGCAGAAAUUACGGCCACUGCUUACUGCUAUGUGCUGGACCACAGAGGUGUCAACAACAAGCACUGUGGGUGGGCGUCCGAGGUGAGGACAGAAGGCAGGCAGCCAGGGAGAGUGGCAGCAGAGGAGUCCCAACUCGGGACAACAGCAGCAGCCGAGCCGGGAGAGCACCAAGGGGGAGGAGGAGGAGCGAACAGACGGUCCAGAUCAGGCAGCAUUGUGAUCCUGAUGGGCCACGGUCCAGCCGUGGGAGCCGAUCCGGCCCUCUGCAGCACUGGAAACAGACGGCAGUAGGUGAGGUCCGUGGCAGUGCAGGAGCCACCAGCCAGAUCGGGGCGGUGGCCUGGGCAAAAUAUGGAUGGUCACCUAGUUGGAGCCUCACUGGAGAGCUAGUCCAUCCUCUUUGUCCAGUGCUUGGAAUUUAUUGCUCAGCGGGAGAAUUUCAGAUGACAGUGGUCGAGUGGAGCGUUUAGCACGACCUUUAAUUCAAUUCAAUUUUAUUUAUUUAUAUAGCGCCAAUUCAUUCAACAGAAGUUAUCUCAAUGCACUUUUCCUGUAGAGCAGGUCUAGACCGUAUUCUUUAUAAUAUUUAUUUACAGAGACCCAACAAAUCCCACCAUGAGCAAGCAUUUGCACCUUUAAGGUGCAGUCUCUCGCUAAAAAUACAGACAAGGCUUCAGAGAGGGAUCAGGUUACACUUUUGUGUAAGACCAAAGGUGGCAGUCCAUAAACAUCAACAAAAAAGUCUCUAAUUCCAAUAUAGGAGCCAAAAGCCUAAGACACCUAAGACACCUCGGUGUCUUAGAUAACCAUUAGCGAUGAUAGCUAGUCAUUCAGUGUAGCACCAACGUACAAUUUUCACAGCUUAGCUAACGUUAGGUCUUCCAAGUACAGAGUGUAAAAAAGAGCCAUAGCGACCUAACGUUAGCUUAGAAAAACGGAGAGGGAAAAAUGGCAAAAGCUGUUGUUUGUGGUUCACGUUUGAUUAAAGAAGAAUAAAGAAUUAAGAUAAAAUAACUAUUAAGAUCAAAGAUGGACCGGGCAAUGUUAGCAGCUAUCGUCGGUGUGCUUUACUGAGAAGCAGAGAAGGCUGCUGAUCUGAGGAGGUGACUGCAAGUGAGAAGAACCAGGAUGAGGAGUAGGAUGGGAGAUGGAGCAGGAUGGUUUGUGCUAUCUUAGCGUUUGUGUCUGGCUAUGUAUGUUAUUUUAUAAAAUAUACCUAAAGCAGCGCUUACCUAAACAGAAUAUAUACGAUGCAGUAGAUAGAAAUGUUGCUGAAGUCAUCUGCUGUGUUGGUUACAGUGGUCUGUGUGACUGUGGGGCAAGAGGAGUCUGUGAGCAUGACUGGCCGGCUGGCUAGCUAGCUAUCGCUGCAGGCGCUUGUGAGCACAUUUUAGAUUUGCCAUCAAUUUUCCUAAAACUGCCAAUAUCUGAAAUCUACAUAGCUGAUUUCUCACCUCAAAAAUUCUCAUAAGUAAUUUUAGUGCUGAAAUACCAUAUGAAAAUUGUACAAAAAAAAUAAAAAUACAGUGUGGUGCCAGAACCAUCUGCCUCGCAGUCCGGCCUGAAGAGACACGAUGCAAACUCACCGCACAUACUCAGAAAUUAUUGCUAAUCUAGUAUAUUUCUUAGCAUUUUUCACUUACACAAAAUUCACAUACUAUGCAGUAUGUGUGCACUACAUACUCAAUUUGACGUAUGCGAUUUUAACCACAGCCUAUAUGAGGAUAAUCUCCUUCUGAAGCGUCCAUCUUCAGUUUUAUUAAUUUGUUCAUAUAGGUUAUAAGCUGUUGUCGAGUUGAAAUCAAUCAGAUGAAAUGAUACCCGGUAGUUUGAUGUCAUCAUCUGACACGUUGUCAGCGUUUUGAUUGAAACUAGUUUCACAUAGCUAGUUUCACAUAGCUCAGAGUUUUGCAACUGUUGCGGCUGAGUUUCAGACAAGUUUCAAGUGUGUUGCAGAGGGCUUUACACCAUACAACUCAAUUGCAAUUUCAACCAACUAAAGUUGCGUGAAAGUUUCACCUUCUAAAUCCAGCCUUAGAGGUGUUGGUAGGAGCAUUUUUGAACUUUGGACAGUGCCAGGCUAGCUGUUUCCCCCUGCUUCCAGUCUUUAAGGCUUUCCAUGUCCUGACUCCAGCGCCGUACUUAAUGCAUGACAUGAGGUAUGAUAAUGAUAUCGAUCUUCUCAUUUCAUUAUUGAGAAAAAAAGCAAAGAAGCAUAUUGAACUAUUCUUUUAGCACAUUACUCAUUUUAUCACUUUGUCAAAUGUUCAGCAAAUAUCACAAGCUAUGACGUUCUUUUCAUGAAGUAAGAUGGUGUAAUCCCUCAUUUGUCCAGGAGUGUUCUAUCGUAGAAAA